Molecule: messenger RNA, 1795 nt
Organism: Prunus mume (Japanese apricot)
Lineage: Eukaryota; Viridiplantae; Streptophyta; Magnoliopsida; Rosales; Rosaceae
Gene: TLP8
Product: tubby like protein 8
Source: RefSeq, a predicted model, not a curated record
UUCUGUAACAUCAUUCAAAUCUUUCUCUCUCUCUCUCUCUCUCUGUUAACCAUCUGCAUGAUGAUUUGCUUCAAAGCAACCAACCAAAUUCCAGCAGUCUCAUAAUCUAUCACAAAACAAAACCAAGAACCAGCAUUCACAAUCAUUCCAUUAAAGCCCCAAACUUUACCACACUCUCUCUCUCUGAACUAUGAUGAGUGGAUGCAAGAAAACCACAUUAAUUCCACGGCAAUCCUCGUACAACUCCCUUUAUGUCAAUCCUCUCACUGACCAGAAACACAACCGCAGCUACAGCGAAGGUGUCAGCUUGAACACCAAAAACCAUAAUUUGGGGCCAAACCCAUCAAUUUUAAACCACAACAAAGAGAAUGCCAUGCCAUACAAGCAAGAACAAGCUGCCUUGGACAAUGACAAAGAGAAUUUGGUCGCACAAGAAAACGGGUCUUCUUUUUUGAUGCCAUUGAAGCAGAAGAAUUUGAAGUCUUUGUCCACAGGCUGCAGGGCCUUGAAGCCGUCCUCCCUUCAGUUUUGUAUGCAAAUGAAUGAGCCUGAGAAGGUACUCUUUGGUGGGUCCACAAUCUGGGACCCACCCAGUAAUGGGUCUGAGAAUUCGAGCUCUUUGAAGAUCUGGGACUACUCUGAUUCUGAGGCUGCCCCCGCCUCUUCUUGGUCUACUCUGCCUAAUAAGUCUUUGCUGUGCAGGCCACUGCCUAUGGAUGUAGGAAGGUGCACUUGUGUUAUAGUGAAGGAAGCAUGCCCAGAAGGAUUAGAUGGGGGUACUCUGUAUUCUCUUUAUACCAAUGAAGGCAAGGGAAGGCAAGACCGGAAACUAGCUAUUGCACACCAUAAGCGGAGGAAUGGGAAAUCUGAAUUAACUAUUGCUCAGAAUGUAAAGGGAAUAUUAUCUCAUUCAGAUGAUAGUUUUAUUGGGAGUGUAAACGCAAACCUCAUGGGUUCAAAAUACCAUAUAUGGGAUCAGGGUAGUUGUCCCAAUUCCUUGAGCAGACAGUCUAAGUCGCUUCUUGCUGUUGUAUCGUUUACGCCAACAAUUUCGAGCUGGACAGGAAGUUACAGACGUUUGAGGGCAUAUAUAGCCAAGCAUCAAUCCAUGCAGUUAAAGAAUACUACGCAGGUACAACACAUUAAGGGACUCCCAAAGGAAUGGGAGGAGAAACUGGACAAAGUCCAUCAGCUAUGCUCAAGGGUUCCCAAUUACAAUAAAAUUUCAAAGCAAUAUGAGUUAGACUUCAGAGAUAGGGGAAGAGCUGGGCUUAGAAUCCAAAGUUCAGUUAAGAAUUUCCAGCUGACUCUAGAGGAGAACGGAAAGCAGACAAUUCUGCAGCUUGGAAGGGUUGGGAAAUCAAAGUAUGUGAUGGAUUACAGAUAUCCUUUGACAGGCUACCAAGCGUUUUGCAUAUGUUUGGCUUCUAUUGAUUCAAAGCUUUGUUGCACAGUAUAGAGAAAUUUUCUGUGCGGCUGCGUUUUGUAGAUCAACCUCUGAACAGAAGCUUUCGACCUUCUCUUCUUAUUGGCUUUUGCACCCCAUCUCACUAAACGCCCAUGCAGGGUAAAAGUGAAGGCCAAACAAAGAAAGAUGCGAAAAAAUGGUUUGAUUGAGAAAAGAAAAAUAUAUGGUGGUUUGGUUCAUUAAAGCUUCCAAAAGGCAAAUUAAGAUUUGCAGAUUUGGUACCUGCAUUUUCUACAUCAGAUGUAUGUUUUGUUUUUUGGCUGUUUAAUGUCUAAAACCAUUGUGUUUUUCAUUCACAUAAUGAAUUUUUCAUUGGAGGUAGAGCUU